CCAUGUAAUGAAAAAAAAAAGAUGUCAGUUUUACCAAUUUUCCGAAAUGUCAUUUCAUUUCUUGUGGAGUUUUCAGGAUUUCUGUGUUUUGUGUUUUAAAAGCGGCAAUAAAAAUUAAUUAACCAAGCACUUGCACCAUGAUUUUGUAGGACAACAUUUGCAUUUUAAGUAGAAUCACGUGCCCGUAUCGAGAUCUUUAAUAUUAGUGCCCAAAUGUUCAAGAAACGAAGUUAAAAUGUUGAGUAGGUUUUCCGACGUCCUGCAGUCUGCCGCGGACGUUUUGGCGCCCCCGGCUACCAGGUUUGAGGAUUUUGAGUAUCAUUGGAAGAUGAUUCUAAACUUUUACCAAAACUACGAUGAUAGCAGUAAAAUUCACAUUGAAGACACAAGAAUCCCGCACCAUUUACACCAAAUGCUACAGCUUAUAGUAGACGAAGAGAAGGAACAGCACGGUGGUACUGUUGGCCCGUGCUUAGAGGCAGUUGUGCAGCGGUCGAUAUGCGUUCUUGACGCGCUAACCGCGCUAGCAGCGGCAGACAGACCUCCCGGCGCGCGGUCACUUGCGCUAGGAACUGGCACGGCGCUACUCCGGCGUACGAGGCAGCCCUGUGUGAAUAGCGCGCAUGUUUAUAGGCCUCUACAGCGAAUGUUAAUACAAUGCAACGAGAACCCGGCGUCACCAACGGAGAAAGAAGAAGUGGAACUGCUCCUAACCCUAUGUGGUCUGGUCAGAAAGGAGCCUGGUCUGGCGAACAUAUUCACCACACCCUUUGUGGAAGACAAGACCAGUUUACUGAGCAUACCAGAAGACAUACAGAACUUGAUACCUCUCAAAUCUAAGACGACAACUCCAAAGAAAAACCCGUUGUUUGAAGUGGAGUUGCCUCAGAAUCCGUUGAGCCACGUGUCUAUAGUGAGAACUAAUGGAAAGGAGGAUGGGAACGCGACGUCUAGUGGCUCGGUGCCGGACGACGCGUCGUGCAAAAGCCACAAGACUGUGUAUGAUGAUAAUGACAAGUUUCUGUUGAUUGACCUCCUGCUUUCGUAUUUGAAUAGUGCUGACAACCAAGUGGUUCUCCGAGCGUGCGAAGGCAUCAUGAUAGUGUCGUCUCUCCCUGAAGAUGACAUCGCAAACCUGGUGACCAGUUGCAGCCCGGCCUGUGAGACUAUCGUGGACAAGCUCUGUGCCAAGUACAAGUGUAUACCGGCCAAUACCGAGCCUACGGAUGUGGAGCACCUGAAUAUUACUUGGGCCUAUGUGGCCCAAGACUUUGGCGACAAAUCCUUCAGCAAGUUCCACGGCUACAGAGAACUGACGAGCUUCUUCUCAUGGCUUGACUACUGUGAUACUUUAAUGAAGGAAUGCCACCCCACAAUAGCGGCGCAUCUCUCACGAACCUUCCGCCAGAAGUUCUUAGAGGGCGCCGCCGAGGCCGGGGUCAGCGACCUGCACCACGCGGCGCUCGUCACCGCCAUACUUGCUAAAUGCUUGAAGGUGGUGGACUCGCCUGACCUUAUUAAUGAGUUCUCCAAUUGGCUGGUGGGCGAGGGCGAGGUUUCGGAAUGGCCGCUGCUGCAUACGCUUAUAUCCAACUGUCUGACUGAUCACCACGACAUUACGUUGGAGACAUUGCAGUUCUUCCAGACAAUAAUAGAGAAAGGCACGGAGCACAGCAUCCACAGACUAGUGCUGACGCGUGUAUGCUCGCGCGGGUACUUCGCGCCGCAGCCGCCCGCGCCGUUCGACCAGAGCGAGAGGGAGCAACUGAAUGACGUCUCGCUCUGGCGCGAGAGAGAGCGCAACAGGGAAGCGAUGAAGCAGCUCCAACACGAGGACCAUGUAAACGAGCAGAUCAACGAGAUCCUAUCACAUGAAGGCAUGGACUUGCACCGAGCUGACACCGGCGAGAGCAUACACCGGAUCAUCAACAGCUUCCUGCUGCUGCUGCCGCGCGCCGUGCUCUCCGACCCGGUCGGCGCGGACUACGAGCACUACAUACAUGACGCGCACAGGCACUACCAGUAUUGGCUGGAUAUAACCUCGACCUUCAACUGGCCAACGGACCACGUGAUGCCCGAUACCACGGCCAGUUCUACACACAGCUACGACAGCCGACCAGAAGCCGACAUACACCUAGACGACGUUUUCGAACCGGUAAAAACCGGCAACUACCGGAAAACCAGCGACAGCUCAAACCCAGAAAAAAAUUGCUGCAGCGAAAACUGCAACUCAAAAAGUCACUCUUCAAACUCUGACGAGGAAUUUGACGAAGGCCCGUUCUUCAAAAUGCUGUACAGAUUACUUCUAAAUAUGCCGUCGCAGCCUUACCAAGUUAAUUUGCACCUUACGGCUAUAAUAUCAAAGCUCGCUUUGAUUCCCCAUCCAAAUCUGCACGAGUAUUUAUUAAAUCCAAUGUUGCCAACUGCGAAAAAGACGCAGACGUUGUUCAAAGUGCUACAAGAGUUAGCAAGGAGGUUGACCAUAGAGAUUCCGAGGUUACGAAAUUAUAAGACAGUUAUAGAGAAUACGAGGUUACAACUGAUGAGUGAAGACCCUAUUUAUGAUGAGAGCGGCGACCACAAUCAGCUCGUGGAAAGCCUUAUAGUCCUCGAGGAGUUCUGCAAAGAGCUGGCUGCUAUCGCCUUCGUCAAGUACCAGCACUCCAUCAUGCCCAGGUAGUGAUGACGUCACUAGCUGCCUUGCCGCGUGGUGCAGCCCGCUUGUAAGGCCUGGUUCAGACGUGCGAUAACCGUGCGGCUCUCAUUGGCGAGGUACUGAGAUGGUAACCGGUCGGUUACGGUUCGGUUUGAUACAUGAGAAUUAUCAACCGCGCGAUUAUCGCUGUGUGAACCAGGCCUAAUAUCGUCAGUUUCAUAAACUUCUUUAUGACUAGA
Molecule: messenger RNA, 2895 nt
Organism: Ostrinia furnacalis (Asian corn borer)
Lineage: Eukaryota; Metazoa; Arthropoda; Insecta; Lepidoptera; Crambidae
Product: protein FAM160B1
Exons: 13
Coding region: 236-2680 (814 amino acids)
Source: RefSeq, a predicted model, not a curated record